Molecule: messenger RNA, 1937 nt
Organism: Hibiscus syriacus
Lineage: Eukaryota; Viridiplantae; Streptophyta; Magnoliopsida; Malvales; Malvaceae
Product: EIN3-binding F-box protein 1-like
Exons: 1
Coding region: 204-1637 (477 amino acids)
Biological process (GO): SCF-dependent proteasomal ubiquitin-dependent protein catabolic process
Cellular component (GO): SCF ubiquitin ligase complex
Molecular function (GO): protein binding
Source: RefSeq, a predicted model, not a curated record
AAAUUUUCUCCUCACCCGAUCAUCAAAAUUUAACCUUUUAGAUCAUAGCCAGAAAACCAGUUGUCAAAACACCAGAAAUAAAAUCAAACCACGAAACUCAAUCGAAGUCUCGGUGUGGGUGUUUCAAGAAGGAACCAAAAGAAGAAGAAAACAAAGAAAAAAGCAGAGAAAGCUUUGAGAUUGAAGAAUUUGCAGAAGAGAUUAUGGAUAAUAUGUUAUGUGAUGAACUAUUACAGGAAAUAUUCAAAAGACUGCCAUCAACGCCAUCAUCUUCUUUAUCAGUUUCCUUAGUUUCCAAGCGUUGGCUUAGCCUUUAUAGAAGCUCAAAAGCUUCACUUUCUCUCAGGUUUUCCCCCCAAAAUUCAGUAAUUGUUUCUUUAGCUUCUCUUCUUUCUUAUUACCCUUCACUUUCUUCUCUCUCACUUCUUGUUCUGACUGAUUCAGUCACCAAGGAACCCAAUUCAAGCACUGCCUCCUCUGAUCACCUGCUUUUCAUAGUUUCUACUUCUUGUUCUAAUCUUCAUCAUCUUAGGCUCUUGCCCUGUCCAGUUUCUGUUUCUUCUUUAUUUUCGCUAUCCAAAUCUUGCUCUCAACUUACUUGUAUUACUGUUUCUUUAUCUGAGCCUCUUUUCCUCAGCUGGAUCGUUUCAUUUCCUUGCUUGAAGGAGUUAUGUUUGUAUAUAUGCCCCAAUGAAAUAGUUGACGGUGAAGUUGAACGAUUCAGGUCGUUUUUAUACGAGGAACUGAAUGCAGAAUUCGGUUUAGAAACUCUUUGUUUGUCUGGGAUUCAAGCAGAUGAUAAGGGUGUUGAUUGGCUAUGGAGGAACUGCAAAAGGCUGAAGAAAUUACAGCUAAAGAGCUGUGAAAGUGUUGGUGAUGGAGACUCAUUUUCAUCGUUUAUCUUGUGUGUUAAAGGUCUUCAAGAAGUUGAAUUAAGGAAAUGUAGGAGUAUCGUUGAUGGGGUUUUGUUAAGAUUGGCAGAGAACUGUGUUUCAUUGAAUUCUCUGUUGGUUUAUGACGGAGGAAGCAAAGAAGGUUUGCUGGAGUUCAUAAACACCUGUGGGUCGAAUCUGCAGAAACUCGACCUUAGAUUGCCAUUAGACCUCAACAACAAUCAUCUCGCGGCCGUUGCAACGAAUUUAAGACAUAUCUCAACACUUAGGCUUCAAAGUUGCUGUCUUGUUACAGGUGAAGGUCUAAACACUCUUGGGACUGCUUUACAGAACAGUCUUGAAGAACUGGCAUUGAUAAACUGUGAUGUCGUCGAAAGAGAGAUAGGGUUGUUAGCCACCUUGGGGCAAAGUUUAAGGAUGUUGAGGAAAUUGGACUUGUCUUAUAAUGAGCUAUUGGUUGAUAAAGAGCUUGUUUCGAUGCUCAUUUCAUGCAACAAUCUGACGGAUUUGAAGUUAAGAGGAUGCAGGAAGAUAACUGGUGUGGCCUUGGUUUCUAUAUCUAAGAACAGCAAACGUUUGCGAAGUGUUGAUAUUACAAAUUGUCCCGGGAUAGAAGCCGAGGCUGUCGAGUUCUUUGUUUUGAACUGUUCACAAAUGAGACAAAUGGUGGUCGAGGAGAGCAAGAUUUCUGAUAUUGCAAGAGCAUGGGCAUUGCAUAACGUUAUAGAGGUAACUUCUGGUUGAUCAAUUGAUUGAUUGAAGUACAUAAUAUAUAUUUAUGUAUACACCAAAACUAUUGCUUGUUUUCUGUAAAUAUCUCAUUGAAAGGAGCUGCAAUAAUCAUGCUUAAAACUGUUUGUUAUUGAAAUAAGAUACCUGCAACCUAAUAGAAUAAGGGAUUGCAGUUUUUAAAAUUCGAACAUCAGCUGUAUCAUAUGUUGCCUUGUAAGGGUGAUGAUAUAAAUUAACCGAGUUAAGUCUCGGAUCGGUGCAAUAAACCAUUUUUCAUAUUCAUGAUACUUGCAAGUUUACGAGUGAUUGAGU